Pongo pygmaeus (Bornean orangutan) is the source of this 1844-nucleotide messenger RNA. RefSeq names its product myogenic differentiation 1 (gene MYOD1). The transcript has 3 exons. The record is from RefSeq and is a predicted model, not a curated record. Gene Ontology annotation, biological process: muscle organ development; positive regulation of myoblast differentiation; regulation of transcription by RNA polymerase II. Lineage: Eukaryota; Metazoa; Chordata; Mammalia; Primates; Hominidae. Bases 263 to 1222 code for a protein of 319 amino acids. Gene Ontology annotation, molecular function: protein dimerization activity; DNA-binding transcription factor activity, RNA polymerase II-specific; RNA polymerase II cis-regulatory region sequence-specific DNA binding.
GGCGUUUAGGCUACUACGGAUAAAUAGCCCAGGGCGCCUGGCGCGAAGCUAGGGGUGAGGAAGCCCUAGGGCGCUGCCGCCGCUUUCCUUAACCACAAAUCAGGCCGGACAGGAGAGGGAGGGGUGGGAAACAGUGGGUGGGCAUUCAGACUUCCAGCACUUUGCUAUCUACAGCUGGGGCUCCCGAGCGGCAGAAAGUUCCGGCCACUCUCUGCCGCUUGGGUUGGGCGAAGCCAGGACCGUGCCGCGCCACCGCCAGGAUAUGGAGCUACUGUCGCCACCGCUCCGCGACGUAGACCUGACGGCCCCCGACGGCUCUCUCUGCUCCUUUGCCACAACGGACGACUUCUAUGACGACCCGUGUUUCGACUCCCCGGACCUGCGCUUCUUCGAAGACCUGGACCCGCGCCUGAUGCAGGUGGGCGCGCUCCUGAAACCCGAAGAGCACUCGCACUUCCCCGCGGCGGUGCACCCGGCCCCGGGUGCACGUGAGGACGAGCAUGUGCGCGCGCCCAGCGGGCACCACCAGGCGGGCCGCUGCCUACUGUGGGCCUGCAAGGCGUGCAAGCGCAAGACCACCAACGCCGACCGCCGCAAGGCCGCCACCAUGCGCGAGCGGCGCCGCCUGAGCAAAGUAAAUGAGGCCUUUGAGACCCUCAAGCGCUGCACGUCGAGCAACCCAAACCAGCGGUUGCCCAAGGUGGAGAUCCUGCGCAACGCCAUCCGCUAUAUCGAGGGCCUGCAGGCUCUGCUGCGCGACCAGGACGCCGCGCCCCCUGGCGCCGCCGCCGCCUUCUAUGCGCCGGGCCCGCUGCCCCCGGGCCGCGGCGGCGAGCACUACAGCGGCGACUCCGACGCGUCCAGCCCGCGCUCCAACUGCUCCGACGGCAUGAUGGACUACAGCGGUCCCCCGAGCGGCGCCCGGCGGCGGAACUGCUACGAAGGCGCCUACUACGAGGCGCCCAGCGAACCCAGGCCCGGGAAGAGUGCGGCGGUGUCGAGCCUAGACUGCCUGUCCAGCAUCGUGGAGCGCAUCUCCACCCAGAGCCCUGCGGCGCCCGCCCUCCUGCUGGCCGACGUGCCUUCUGAGUCGCCUCCGCGCAGGCAAGAGGCUGCCGCCCCCAGCGAGGAAGAGAGCAGCGGCGACCCCACCCAGUCACCGGACACCGCCCCGCAGUGCCCUGCGGGUGCAAACCCCAACCCGAUAUACCAGGUGCUCUGAGGGAAUGGUGGCCGCCCACCCGCCCGAGGGAUGGUGCCCCUAGGGUCCCUCGCGCCCAGAAGAUUGAACUUAAAUGCCCCCCUCCCAACAGCGCUUUAAAAGCGACCCCUUUUGAGGUAGGAGAGGCGGGAAAACUGAAGUUUCCGCCCCCGCCUCACAGGGCAAGGACACAGCGCAGUUUUUUCCACGCAGCACCCUUCCCGGAGACUCAUUGCGAUGGCCGCUCCGUGUUCCUCGGUGGGCCAGAGCUGAACCUUGAGGGGCUAGGUUCAGUUUUCUCGCGCCCUCCCCCAUGGGGGUGAGACCCUCGCAGACCUACGCCCUGCCUCGGGAUGCACCGGUUAUUUGGGGGGCGUGAGACCCAGUGCACUCCGGUCCCAAAUGUAGCAGGUGUAACCGUAACCCACCUCCAACCCGUUCCCCGGUUGAGGACCACUUUUUGUAAUACUUUUGUAAUCUAUUCCUGUAAAUAAGAGUUGUUUUGCCAGAGCAGGAGCCCCUGGGGCUGUAUUUAUCUCUGAGGCAUGGUGUGUGGUGCUACAGGGAAUUUGUACGUUUAUACCGCAGGCGGGCGAGCCGCGGGCGCUCGCUCAGGUGAUCAAAAUAAAGGCGCUAAUUUAUA